Chelonoidis abingdonii (Abingdon island giant tortoise) is the source of this 1416-nucleotide messenger RNA. It is a transcript of the gene LYSET, whose product is annotated as lysosomal enzyme trafficking factor. The record is from RefSeq and is a predicted model, not a curated record. NCBI's taxonomy places the organism in Eukaryota, Metazoa, Chordata, Testudines, Testudinidae.
UGUUCCGGCCGGGCGGCCAGUGGUCACAGGGAGAUGGCAGCUGCCUGGCGCUGGCGGCAGCGAUUGAGCUGGGCAGCGGCUCCGGCCCCCUCCCGGCGCGGGGGAGCGGGGUGAUGGGAUCGGGCCGCUCGCCCGCCGCCUUUCCGGUUGAGGAAGGUGCAGAGCAUGGAGAAUGAUGAACUUCCGCCAGAGGAUGGGAUGGAUUGGUGUGGGGUUGUAUCUGUUAGCAAGUGCUGCAGCUUUUUACUAUGUCUUUGAAAUCAAUGAGACUUACAACAAACUAGCACUGGAGCACAUUCAACAGCACCCUGAGGAGCCACAAGAAGGAACCACAUGGACACACUCCUUAAAAGCACGACUGCUGUCCCUGCCUUUUUGGCUCUGGACUAUAAUAUUUUUAAUACCAUAUUUACAAAUGUUUUUGUUCCUUUAUUCCUGUACAAGAGCUGACCCCAAAACUGUGGGCUAUUGCAUCAUUCCGAUCUGCCUGGCUGUUGUUUGCAAUCGGCACCAAACAUUUGUGAAGGCCUCUAAUCAGAUCAGUAGAUUACAGUUGAUUGACACUUAAUUCAAUCUCCGGUUUCAAUAGUUGCUUCAGGAACAACACCUAUGUCUGACCUAAUCACAAGACUGAAGUUCUGACUGGAGGAUGGAAAGAGCCUUUCCUUUCAAAUGGCUAAAUACUAAACAGUAGUUGCUUUCUAUCUAAAAAAGAGAGCUUUUUUUAAAGCAUGGACCUAUCCUACUAGCCAAAAUAGCAGAGCCCUGUGAGAGACUUGAUGCCUUAUGAUGCAAAAUUGCCACUAUCCCUCUGAAGUAUCUUGGGGAAGUAUGCUUCUGCAAUCAUACUCCACUGUGCAAAAAAGAUUACAUGCAAGCUUUCCCUAUGAAUCAAUGAAAAUGGACACUUUUGUGGUAAAUGUAAAAGAUUAGAACAUGCUGAUAAAAGCUGCAUUUAACACAUUACUUUGCUUUCUCCUUUUUUAAAUACUAUUGCACGCUUAGAAUUCUGAAUUAUCCUUUUAAAAAGAUAAGAAUGAAGUAUGGCUGAACAGCUUUUUAGUGAGGAUAGUCCUUUUCUUUCAGUCACUGAGUUAUAGGUCACACAAUACUAUAUUUUAUUAGGCAGAAGUUGGGAUGUGGUCGAGGCCCAGAGGUGUGAUGCCUUUAACAUCUUUUCAUUGAUGCCAAAGAGGGGCUGGUAACUGGCAGUGGACUAGAGGUUCUACAAAACUCAUUUUUCUUUUUCUUCUCCCUACUUUUCUCUUAAUGGUACUGAGUUCACUUGCUGAAUGGUAACUGAGUGCUUCAUUGCGUGAGUGGAACUAGAACAGCUUUUGGUGAAUGAACUACUAUAAAAAUGGGAGAAUAAGAUGUGUCCAUCAACUCUUUGCUGAAAACCAGUGAGAUGCAAAC